UGAUCCACUUGGCCUUGAAUUAAACCCCUAUAAAUUUUCAGCCUUCUAGCUCAUUCAUCAUCUUGUAGCUUUGUAUCCUCAUAUAUAUGUAUAUAUAUAUAUAGUUCACCUUUCAGGACCUAUGAUAUUAAUCCUCAAGUGUUUGUUUGCCACAGCCUCAACACUACAUUCUGAUCUGAUCCCAGUUUUGAUCCAGCUUGUUGUAAUUGAUCAUAAUCAUAAUCACCAUAAACUUCUCUAAGAAAGGUGCAUCAUGGGAUUUUCCUCCGUGCUCAUGUGCAAACAAACAGUACAACCAUUAUUAGAGUUUCCAUCUGGAGGGCUGAAAAUGGAUGUCUUCAAUCCUCACCGGAUCAGACAUAAAGAAAAGGUAGUCAUUGUAAUGGGAGCAACCGGAACCGGGAAGUCAAGACUCUCCAUUGAUCUCGCCACCCGAUUUCCGGCAGAAAUCAUAAACUCCGAUAAAAUGCAAGUGUACGAGGGACUUCACAUAGUCACCAACAAAGUAACCGAGGAAGAGCAACGUGGGGUGCCGCACCAUUUGCUAGGGAUACUGAAUCCCAGUGCAGAUUUCACUGUAACAAACUUCUGUGACAAGGCCUCUAUCGCCAUCGAGUCGAUCUUGGGACGAGGCCGGCUUCCGAUCAUCGUUGGAGGCUCGAAUUCUUAUAUGGAGGCCUUAGUUGAAAACGAUGAUUACAUGCUCCGAUCGAAGUAUGACUGCUGCUUUCUUUGGGUGGAUGUGUCAAUGCCUGUGCUGCACUCAUUUGUUUCCAAAAGAGUUGAUCAAAUGGUUGAGAAUGGGAUGGUGGAUGAGCUGAGAAACAUGUUUGAUCCCAAUGCCGAUAAUUCAAGGGGGAUCAGAAGAGCAAUUGGGGUUCCAGAAUUCGAUCAGUAUUUCAGAAAUGAACCAUUUUUAGACAGAAAACAACGUGGGAUUUUACUCCAAGAAGCAAUCAAUCAAAUGAAGGAGAACACAUGCAAAUUAGCAUGCCGACAACUGGGGAAAAUCCAUCGUCUGAGAAACAUAAAGGGGUGGAAUAUGCAUAGGAUUGAUGCCACGGAAGUGUUCCAAAAGAAAGGAAGAUCAUCAGAAGCAGAUGAGGCAAUAUGGGAACAGGUGGUGGCUGGACCAAGCACAGUUAUUGUUGGCCAGUUUCUUUACAAUGUUGCCGCUUCCAUGGUCCCUACAACUCAUGUUGCGGGGAUUAAAGUCAGGAAUAAUGUAGGAACUGCUGUUGCAAGCGCAACUUACUAGAU
Molecule: messenger RNA, 1260 nt
Organism: Juglans regia (Persian walnut)
Lineage: Eukaryota; Viridiplantae; Streptophyta; Magnoliopsida; Fagales; Juglandaceae
Product: adenylate isopentenyltransferase 3, chloroplastic
Exons: 2
Coding region: 254-1258 (334 amino acids)
Biological process (GO): cytokinin biosynthetic process; tRNA modification
Cellular component (GO): mitochondrion
Molecular function (GO): tRNA dimethylallyltransferase activity
Source: RefSeq, a predicted model, not a curated record